GCCAUACCCAUGCGGACUGUUUAACUCUUGCGUCUUACUUUUUUUUUGUAUCUUCAAAUUUGUGGUUGUAUGAUUACUACGAUGUUCAGGGUGAAGAUCAGUCUUCUCUGGGCUCUUUUGUCAAUUUUAAUGCUAUCGAUCGGAAACAGUGGUUGCAGGAAUAAAUAUCCGCUUUCACUCUGUAUCUUGAUCCGUUCUUCCGUGGAGAAUUAUAAGUCUAGCAUUUUCUUGGCUUUCGUACUUCUCUUAACGUUGUGUCUCAACUGUCAAUUAUUAUUUCCUAGAAUACCCUUCGAAUAUUUCUCCUUUGUGUCUUUUUUUCGAGUCAGUUCGUUUUUAACCAAUCAAACAACGAGAUAAGUAGCACAUAUCAUGUCCCAGAGUAUUAUAGUAGGUAGGACACAUUGCACCGUCUUUCCAGGUCUGAAAAAUCAAAAUAUUAAAUGAAUAGGGGAGUAUGUAUAAUGACGAUGGUGGCGGCGGGAAAUAAUUCAGUGGUUGGUGUGCUCGAUGCACGGCGGUGUAGAAAGGCCCUUGCAGUCGUUAUUUAUGAGAAUAAUACUGUUCCUUCUGACCCUCUUGAACAAGGCUGGGCUUAUAGUGGAGACUCUUUUCUUUUCUUUUUUUUUUCUAAAAUUAAGGUGCCUGAGCCUGAGCCUGAGCUCUGAAUCCUGAGACCAGUAUUGGAUUAUGUGAGAUGGGAUUAGGAAGGUGCGGUGUUAAGUUAGUUAAGAGUCGGUUCUUAGAUAAUUGGGAUGUCUUGUUGAUGCAAUUGAAUAGAUGAGACACGGAGGCAAUUGAUCGUUGUUUAUGGAUAUCAAUUGCAGUGUUUGGAAGAG
Messenger RNA from Paecilomyces variotii, 839 nucleotides. RefSeq lists its product as hypothetical. NCBI's taxonomy places the organism in Eukaryota, Fungi, Ascomycota, Eurotiomycetes, Eurotiales, Thermoascaceae. The record is from RefSeq and is a predicted model, not a curated record. The transcript has a single exon. The annotation marks the transcript as partial.